CUCUGGAACGCCAAGCCGUCACUUGCUGUUGGAGUUCGAGGGAACAGUCUUGCAACAAAGCUCGCGACCAUGUCCGACAAUGAGUCCGCUGCCGUAGACGAGCAGAAGAGGAAGAGGGGCCGCCCUGCUAAGGGGUCAUCGGAUGUCAAGGAGGCCAAGAGGAGGAACAGAUCCACGGCGGACGACAAGAAGGAGGUGAAGAAGUCUGAUGGCGCCUCGCCGGCCAAGAGGGGUCGUGGCUCCAAAAAGAAGGGCGCUAAAGCCGCGCCCAAGAUAGCGGCGACCGGGCGCGGGCGCGGACGUCCCAAGAAGGAUGACAAGAAGGUGGAAGAGAGUGCCGAGGACGAAGAAGAGGAGGAGGAGGAAGAUGAUGAAGGAGAAGAUUAAAUGCGUGUGCAAAUUUGUCACGUUGUUUUGGACCUGGAGGACAAAGAAUGUUUUUACUCUUACAAUGAGGGCAGUUUUAUAAACUGGAAUCCCAGCACAUUUAUGGAUUGGUCAGUUUUUAGUUCUUUAUAUAAAAAAAAACUUUGCCAAACAUAAAUGGCCAUUAUGUGUUACGAAUGUGUGUAAUCAGGUGUGUGUGUGUUUCCUCCUGUUUCUAACUGCCAGGCUGAGUUUGUGUCAGUAAUUGAAAAUUUUAGUCCUUAGGAAUGUUAGGUGAAUGUCGAUAGUAGUAUUACAUUCGGUGAAGUUGUGACCAGAAAAGUUACAUAGUCGCACAAGGUGUGUUCACAUCUACUUUUUAAUGUAUUCAUUCUAUUUUAUGAUAGUUUCCCUUUUCGGCUCCUCUGUAAAAUUGUGCCACGUUGUGUUUCCUUUUUUUUUAUAUAAAUAAAUGUACCAAUUAAGUAAAAAAAAAAAAAAAAAAAAAAAAAAAAAAAAAAAAAAAAAAAAA
Molecule: messenger RNA, 898 nt
Organism: Bacillus rossius redtenbacheri
Lineage: Eukaryota; Metazoa; Arthropoda; Insecta; Phasmatodea; Bacillidae
Product: high mobility group protein I-like
Exons: 1
Coding region: 70-387 (105 amino acids)
Biological process (GO): regulation of DNA-templated transcription
Cellular component (GO): chromatin; nucleus
Molecular function (GO): DNA binding
Source: RefSeq, a predicted model, not a curated record